AUGAUCACAUCACUUGCUGCAAUUCCAGAAGAAUACAAUCAGACCUACCUCUCUCUCUCUUAUCAUCCGGAAGAGGAAAUGCAGGAAACCAAUGUUCUGAUCAGUGUAUCAUCAAAGCUUGGGACUCUUAGGCUUUGGACCCUCAGACUUCGAACCGUAUCGGACCUUGCCACCUUCCACUUCCUUUCGUUACCCCUCAUCCACCCCUCCCUAAUUUCCCUAUUCUUCCAGAUCAUCCCAUCCAAAAUGACCCAAAUAAAAGUGGACGCCCUCAUCACCAAACAAUUCCUUGCUGCGGACCUCAACGAGAUCCGUGCAAUGCAAGAGGAAAGCAAAAAACAUGCGCCACGAACUGAAAUUGUCUGGAGGAAUGUGUUUCUGUUCAUAGCUCUCCACAUCGGCGCUCUCAUCGGUUUAUACCAGCUACUGUUUCAAGCCAAAUGGGCGACACUUGCCUGGGUAUUCCUGCUGCACACGCUUGGCAGCAUGGGAGUCACUGGCGGAGCCCACCGACUAUGGGCUCAUCGCUCGUAUAAAGCGAGAUUCCCAAUGAGAGUCUUCCUGAUGCUCAUCAACUCGAUCGCAUUCCAAAAUGAUAUUAUUGAAUGGGCCAGGGACCACCGUUGCCAUCACAAGUGGACGGACACUGAUGCGGACCCGCAUAGUACCAACCGGGGAAUGUUCUUUGCCCAUAUGGGAUGGUUGUUGGUGAAGAAGCAUGAGCAGUUGAAGGUCCAAGGAGCCAAGUUGGAUUUGAGUGAUUUGUAUGCGGAUCCGGUGUUGAUGUUUCAGAGAAAAAACUACCUCCCACUGGUCGGCAUCUUUUGCUUCGCCCUUCCCACCUUCAUCCCCGUCGCCUUCUGGGGAGAAUCCGCAUUCAUCUCGUUCUACACGGCGGCUCUCUUCCGCUACUGCUUCACGCUCCACGCCACAUGGUGCAUCAACAGUGUCUCGCAUUGGAUCGGCUGGCAACCAUACGAUCAUCAAGCGUCUUCAGUCGACAAUCUUUGGACGUCGGUGGCGGCAGUCGGGGAGGGAGGACACAACUACCAUCACACGUUCCCACAGGACUAUCGGACAUCGGAGCACGCCGGGUUUUUGAAUUGGACCCGUGUUCUUAUUGAUACAGGAGCCGCGUUGGGGUUGGUGUAUGACAGGAAGACGACAGCGGAGGAGGUUAUUCAAAGGCAAUGCAAGAAUUAUGGAUGUGAGGCGGAGCGGGUGAAGAUGUUGCAGAAAUUGGGAUAA
This is a messenger RNA of Caenorhabditis remanei, 1248 nucleotides long. RefSeq lists its product as uncharacterized. Gene Ontology annotation, cellular component: endoplasmic reticulum membrane. Gene Ontology annotation, biological process: unsaturated fatty acid biosynthetic process. The coding region runs from base 1 to 1248 and encodes 415 amino acids. Lineage: Eukaryota; Metazoa; Nematoda; Chromadorea; Rhabditida; Rhabditidae. The record is from RefSeq and is a predicted model, not a curated record. The transcript is spliced from 4 exons. Gene Ontology annotation, molecular function: iron ion binding; stearoyl-CoA 9-desaturase activity.